CGCCAUGCAACCGAGCACCGCCCCUUCACCGCCCCCGGGGGAGGUCAGGGCGGCGGUAGCGGAAGCUUCUUCCUCCCGGCGCCGCGUCCCGGCCCGUCCCGUCUUGGGUCCGCCGCUUGUGGCCCCCGCCGGCAGUAUGACAGCGCCAGCCGCCGCGCCCCGCAGGUGACACCCGCGGGCCCUUCCGCCUCGGCCACCUCAUAUAUGGGCCACUUGCUCUCGAAGGAGGCCAGCAGCCUGAGCCGGGACCGCCGCUGCCGCCGCGGGGGAAGCGUGCCGCCGCGCAGCCGGGGCUGCUUCCUGCGCGGACCCUGCAUGCUCUGCUUCAUCGUGCAUAGCGCCAGCCCGCCCGCCUCGGAGCAGCCCCUGCUUGCCGGAGACCCCCGCCUGCCAUCGCCGCCCUACGCGGCCCUCGCCACCGCGGAGCAGCGCGCCGCCUGCCGCUUCCUCCGCCUGUCGCCCGCCGCCUGGGAGCCGCGGGGCCGCUUCCAGCACCUCCUUCUCUCGGGCCUGCUCCCUUCGCCGGUGCGGGGCCUCCUGGGGGCGGCCAGACCAUCCGGCGAGGCCGCUUCGGAGAUGGUGUGCAAGCGCAAGGGGGCCGGGCUGCCCGCCUGCCCGCCCUGCAAGCAGCCGCGCUGCGCGGCCGCCGCCGCGGCGGAACCGGAGGCAGCUUGCCAGUGCCCCGCGGAGGCGCCGCUCUGCUCUCUGCCCGCAGCCGACGGCUGCGCGGCGAGCGGUGAGUCCGCACCGGCCCGGGGCAGCGCCGAGGACAGCGGCGGAGCGGAGCAGCCCGCCUCGCCGCCUUCCGCGUCUGAGGAGGAGGAGGCAACAGGGGAGAAGGAGAGGGGCGGAGAGGCGGGCUGCGAGGAGCCUCUGGAGCGCCCCGCUGACUGCUGCCGGGAGCCGCCGCCGGAUAUUAACCAGCUGCCGCCUUCCAUCCUCCUCAAGAUAUUUUCCAACUUAUCCCUGAAUGAGCGUUGCCUUUCAGCGUCACUAGUCUGUAGAUAUUGGCGUGAUCUCUGUUUAGAUUUUCAGUUUUGGAAGCAACUGGAUCUCAGUAGUCGUCAACAGGUCACUGAUGAGCUGUUGGAAAAGAUAGCAUCAAGAAGCCAGAAUAUUACUGAAAUCAAUAUUUCUGAUUGUCGCAAUAUAUCUGAUACAGGAGUAUGCAUAUUAGCGAUUAAGUGUCCUGGACUCCUAAGGUAUACUGCCUACAGGUGUAAACAGCUUUCUGACACCUCUAUUAUUGCAGUUGCCUCUCAGUGUCCUCUUCUUCAGAAAGUGCAUGUAGGCAAUCAAGACAGACUCACUGAUGAAGGCCUGAAGCAGCUAGGUUCAAAAUGCAGAGAAUUGAAAGACAUUCAUUUUGGGCAGUGUUACAAGAUCUCAGAUGAAGGAAUGAUCAUUAUAGCUAAAGGCUGUCUGAAAUUGCAAAGAAUAUACAUGCAAGAAAACAAAUUAGUGACAGAUCAGUCAGUGAAAGCUUUUGCUGAACAUUGUCCAGAGCUACAGUAUGUUGGUUUCAUGGGCUGCUCUGUAACAUCGAAAGGAGUCAUUCACCUCACCAACCUAAGAAAUCUUUCCAGCUUGGAUCUGCGUCAUAUCACAGAACUGGACAAUGAAACCGUGAUGGAAAUAGUAAAGAGAUGCAAAAACCUUAAUUCCCUCAAUCUGUGUCUGAACUGGAUCAUUAAUGACAGAUGUGUGGAGGUGAUUGCCAAAGAAGGCCGGAAUCUGAAAGAGCUGUAUUUAGUAUCCUGCAAGAUCACUGACUAUGCUCUUAUAGCCAUUGGGCGAUACAGCAUGACGAUAGAGACAGUGGAUGUUGGAUGGUGCAAAGAAAUCACAGACCAUGGAGCCACCCAAAUUGCACAAAGCAGCAAGUCUCUCAGAUAUUUAGGGCUGAUGAGAUGCGACCAGGUGAAUGAAGCCACAGUGGAGCAGCUAGUGCAGCAGUAUCCACAUAUAACCUUCAGUACUGUACUACAGGAUUGCAAGAGGACAUUGGAACGGGCUUAUCAAAUGGGCUGGACACCCAAUAUGUCUACUGCCUCAUAACUUCCUAUACCAUCAUGGCAGUUCCACUCUACUGCAUUCAGUAGAUCUAAUGGGGAUUGCAGAGGGUUCACAACCUUUUGUGUGAUGCAAUAUAAUCGUGAGUUUACAGAGAUUACAAUAAAAUGGAAAAAGCUGCACACUGAUUUUAAUGUACUGUAACUAAGUACUAAUAUUAAAGCAAGGCUUUUGAAGUGCA
Pezoporus occidentalis (night parrot) is the source of this 2254-nucleotide messenger RNA. RefSeq names its product F-box and leucine rich repeat protein 17 (gene FBXL17). Bases 205 to 2058 code for a protein of 617 amino acids. The record is from RefSeq and is a predicted model, not a curated record. Gene Ontology annotation, molecular function: protein binding. Lineage: Eukaryota; Metazoa; Chordata; Aves; Psittaciformes; Psittacidae. Gene Ontology annotation, cellular component: SCF ubiquitin ligase complex. Gene Ontology annotation, biological process: SCF-dependent proteasomal ubiquitin-dependent protein catabolic process. The transcript is spliced from 9 exons.